This is a messenger RNA of Solanum tuberosum (potato), 408 nucleotides long. Its product is annotated as F-box protein SKIP19-like. Gene Ontology annotation, molecular function: protein binding. NCBI's taxonomy places the organism in Eukaryota, Viridiplantae, Streptophyta, Magnoliopsida, Solanales, Solanaceae. The record is from RefSeq and is a predicted model, not a curated record. The transcript has a single exon. Bases 49 to 393 code for a protein of 114 amino acids.
AAUUAGGGCAAAUUAACUCAAAAUAGAAACCAAACUGUUCAUUCCAAAAUGGAAGCAGAAGAUAUGGAAAAUUCAAUUGCUCCGCCGUGGGUGGAAUUGCCGCCGGAUAUUACAUCGUCGAUCCUUCAAAAGGUUGGGCCAAUUGAGAUGUUGAAGAGCGCCGACAAAGUGUGUUCAACUUGGCGUCGGUUGUGCCAUGAACCAGCUAUGUGGCGAGUUGUGAAAAUGCAGAAUGCCGGCGCCGAUUUCUGGGACAGGGAGGAUGAUUUGGAGAAGAUUUGCGGUCGAGCUGUGGAAUGUAGCAACGGGGAAUUAGUUGAUCUCAGCCUUGAGUAUUUUGGCAGCGACAAGUUGCUCAGCUAUAUCGCUGAAAGGUUCUAUUUUCAACCCUAGUUUCCUGCUUUUCUG